AUGACUCCUCUCUCUAAUCCUUCCUCUUAUUGUCGCUUGCUUGGCCGUCUUAUCUAUCUUACUACAACUCGCCCUAGCAUUACCCAUUUUGUUCAUCAUCUUAGCCAGUUCAUGUCAUCUCCUACAAUAGCUUAUUCUCAAGCUAUUUUUCGUAUUUUACGAUACUUGAAGUCUGCUCUUGGCUCGAGACUUUUCUUCUCUUCUACCAACUCUCUUCAAUUGAAAGCAUUUAGUGAUUCAGACUGGGCCAGUUCUCUUGAUACUUGUCGUCCAAUUACAGGGUUUUCAGUUUAUCUUGGUGAUUCCUUAAUCUCUUGGCACUCCAAGAAGUCGCCCACUAUUUCUCGUAGUUCCUCUGAGGUUGAGUAUCGUGCCCUUGCUACCACUACGUGUGAGCUUCAGUGGCUCACCUAUCUUCUUGAUGAUUUACGUGUUCCUGUUCAGCGCCCUAUUCUUCUCUAUUGUGACAAUUAA
Messenger RNA from Vigna radiata var. radiata (mung bean), 474 nucleotides. RefSeq lists its product as uncharacterized. The transcript has a single exon. The record is from RefSeq and is a predicted model, not a curated record. The coding region runs from base 1 to 474 and encodes 157 amino acids. Lineage: Eukaryota; Viridiplantae; Streptophyta; Magnoliopsida; Fabales; Fabaceae.